This is a messenger RNA of Aphanomyces astaci, 1356 nucleotides long. RefSeq names its product Grx4 family monothiol glutaredoxin. The transcript is spliced from 8 exons. NCBI's taxonomy places the organism in Eukaryota, Oomycota, Saprolegniomycetes, Saprolegniales, Verrucalvaceae. Bases 1 to 1356 code for a protein of 451 amino acids. The record is from RefSeq and is a predicted model, not a curated record.
AUGCAACAAGUGACCGAAGUCUCGUCGUUGGCGCAGUGGAAGGCGUUCGUAUCGACGCCCAAGGUGACCGUCCUCUUCUUUUACGCCAAGAACGUCAGCAUUGCGUCGAGUGACAGCGGCGCAGAUUGGCUUGGACCUGCCAAUGUCCUCUUCACGCAACUGGCAACGUUGCACCCGCGGCUGUCGUUCUGCAAGGUCGACGCCGAAGCGGUGCCUGCGCUCAGCACCGAGUUCCGCCUCGAAGUCGUGCCCACAUUCAUCAUCAGCGUGUCCUCCAACGUCGUGGAUCGCAUCGAAGGCAUGAAGGUUGCUGAAGUUGCGCAAGCCAUCGACCGCGCCAGCAAACGCCUCGCUGACCCAACCUCGGCCGUCCCUACCGACACCAAGGCCGCCGUCCUCGAUGAUGCACUGCGCAACAGACUGCUCAAACUGACCACGGCGUCGCCGGUGAUGGUGUUCAUGAAAGGCAGUCCGAACGAACCCAAGUGCGGUUUUUCCCGCAAGACGAUCGGUCUGCUCAAGGACGAGAACAUUGAGUGCGGCACGUUUGACAUCUUGACCGACGACACGGUGCGCCAAGGCCUCAAAGUGUUUUCAAACUGGCCCACGUUUCCGCAAGUGUACGUGAACGGCGCGUUCGUCGGCGGGUUGGACAUCCUCACGGAAAUGAAGGAAGAAGGGCCGUUGGCCGACCAAUUCGGCAUCCAGCCCCUCAACGACGAUGACGUGGAGAAGGCGCUGUUUGCGAGCUUGACGGACCUGAUCAAGUCGGCGCCCGUGCUCUUGUUCAUGAAGGGCACGCCGAAUGAGCCCAAGUGCGGGUUCUCGCGCAAGACGGUGGAGCUUCUCCGCGGCCACCAUAUUGCAUUUUCCACGUUUGACAUUUUGUCGGACGAGUCGGUGCGCCAGGGGCUCAAGAAGAUGUCCAACUGGCCCACGUACCCGCAGCUGUACGUCCACGGCGCACUCGCGGGCGGCCUGGACAUCCUCACGGAGAUGGCGGACGAAGGCGACUUGGCCGACCAGUUGGGCGUGGCGAAGAAGGAGCCCAAGCGCGAUCCGUCGGCGGACCUCGGGGCUCUGGUCAACCGGGCACCGGUGAUGAUCUUUAUCAAAGGCACACCCGAUGCGCCACAGUGUGGCUUUUCGAGGCAGUUGAUUGAAACGUUAAACCAAGCUGGGUUCACGUACGACUUUUUCGACAUCACCACCGACGACAAGGUGCGCCAAGGCCUCAAGGCGUUCUCCAACUGGCCGACGUACCCGCAAGUGUACGUCAAGGGCGAUCUCAUUGGCGGGCUUGACAUCAUCCAGCAACUCAAAGACGACGGCGAGUUGGACGCGCUCAAACCUUAA